GGUUUCAUAGAGUAAAUGUAUAUAUAUGCUUUUUUUUUUAAACGCAAAGGCCUCCAGCGUCCUGAUGGAUCUGACCUGCAGUUAGGAGACAGAGUGGUGUGUGACAACCAUCAUGCCGUCAUCAAAUUCAUUGGAGCAGUGCCCCCAACUGCAGGUAUCUGGCUCGGUGUUGAGUGGGAUGAUCCACAGAGAGGAAAGCACAAUGGGAGUCACAAUGGAAAGUGCUAUUUCAAAACCAGCCACCCCAAGUCAGGCUCUUUUGUGCGGUCCAACAAGGUGGAUGGAGGAAUCACGGCUCUCAGGGCUUUACACGAACGCUAUGGCUUGAAGAAUGAUGAGGAGGCAGGGGUAAAAACCGAAGAGCUGUAUGUCCUUGACCAGUAUAACAAUCAGACGGUGGUUGAGAUGGUUGGUGCUAAGAAAGUCAACUUGCUUCAGAGCCAAUUUAACAAGCUGAAGAAGAUCUCCUUUUUUGACAUGAGGGUCUACCAUGCAGGACCUGAUGGUGAGAUUGGGCGUCUUUGUCCAUGCAUCUCAGAUCUGGAUAUUGGCAGGUGCUUGUUUCCCUCCUGGGAGAGGGUGGCUCAGAUGGCAAGCCAGUUUCCCAACCUGAAGGAGCUGAACGUCAGCGAAAAUCGACUAUCAAUACCCAAAGACCCAAGCUCGCUGAGCUCCAACUUUUCUCGUCUUCGCAACUUGACGAUGAACCGCGUGAGCUUGAACUGGAAAGAGGUGCUGACCUGCUGCUCCAUGUUCCCCUGCCUCGAUGAGCUUCACAUAGGCUUUAACAACAUCUCGGCUCUCUCUGAGGAUAUCCACAGUAUUAUGGGUCUGAAGACCCUGGAUUUGAUGACCAACGCGAUUGGGGAUUGGAGUGAAGUGCUCAAACUUGGUGAUUUACCAAGAUUGGAAACCCUUUUAGUCAGUGAGAAUAAAAUCAAAUCUCUCUUCUUCCCGGACUGUGGGCCAAACGAGAUAACCACGUCUUUUCCCAAGCUCAAAGGUUUAGUCUUCAAAAGGAAUGAGAUUUCCGAGUGGUCUUCCAUAAACGAGCUGAACAAAUUACAGCAUCUGGAAGAGCUGCAGCUUGCAGGCAACCCGAUCGUGGCCUCGUACAACGCCGAGACUGUUCGACAGCUCUUGGUGGCCAAGAUAAGCAACCUCAAGCUCAUCAGUCGAACUCCUAUUACAUACGAGGAGAGGAAAGGUGCGGAGAUUGAUUACCUCAAACGUUUUGGCACAGAAUGGAAGAAGGAAGGAGGGAGCAGUGAUAGUGCCAAGAACAAACCGAGUGAAGCUUUUGUAGCAAACCACCCACGAUACAAGAUUAUUGCAGACAAAUGGGGCGCUCCGGAAGAUUCAGAGCUGGGAGAGAAAUCGUCUGCCUUAAAAGAUAAUUUAAUAGCUGUCAAAGUCUUCAGUGCCCAACAUCCAGAGAGGGGAAUGCUUAGCAAGAAACUGCCAGGUACCAUGUCCAUCCAGAAGUUAAAGACUUUGAUACAACGCUUAUACAAAAUGAGCUCUGAACCCACACUCACCUACAAGAGUCACAAGGCAGCAGACGGCCCAGUGAUAGAGCUAGACAAUGACCUCAGGCAGUUGGGAUUCUUCUCCAUUGAGACCGGGGACAGUCUCCUUGUGUCCUGGUGACACUGGGCUCCCCAUGUUCAAAUGUGUCGUGACGACGUUUUGGAAUCAGGCGCUCGUCAACUUUGGGGCAAAUAAGAGUUAUUAAUAUUAUUUUAAAGUUUGUUCAUUUGUCUUCAAUUUGGCGAAAGAAAACCCCCCCCAUCUCUCUUGAAAAGGAGUCGAGAUAUUUACAAUUGAAAGAGGUGGGGGGCAUCUGCUAUGAGAGGUAAAAUUAGUGAGAUAACGGCCACCAAAGAUUGAUGACUUCCAAAGUUUGAGUGUCCUUGGGAACUGCAAAUUCACAUUUUUCAUGCCUUUAAUGAACCCUGUACAGUAACAUCCACUCAGAAAUGCAUUUUCAAGGACAAAAGAUGUUGAUUAAAAAAAAGUGAAGAAGAAGAAGAAAAUUGAAAAACAUUUCCCGAUGGCCAGAAAAAAGCUGGUUUCUUUGAUUCAUUAUUUUGACGAGCGCCUGAUUUCAGCACGCUGCCUCACAAAUUAUUGUCCUGACUUGAGUGGAACCCAUUAGCUGUCAUAACAAGAUCACUUAGCAUACUGCUGGUGUUCUUCUUACUUAAAGUGGAUUGUACACUUUUAUGAACUGAACUAUUGACGGAAAAAAAAGCUUUUUAAAGGAUAUAUUA
Aplysia californica (California sea hare) is the source of this 2273-nucleotide messenger RNA. RefSeq names its product tubulin-specific chaperone E. The transcript is spliced from 12 exons. The coding region runs from base 16 to 1650 and encodes 544 amino acids. The record is from RefSeq and is a predicted model, not a curated record. Lineage: Eukaryota; Metazoa; Mollusca; Gastropoda; Aplysiida; Aplysiidae.